CUUCUGGAGGAAGCUCUGUGGUUGCCAUGGGAGCGACUCGGGUUGCUGGCCUGGUAGUGGUCCCAGCCCGGUGAGGACCCAGCAGGAGCAGUCUGUAGAGAAAGCCUAGCCACAACCUUCCUCUUCGGCGGUCGGACCUGCGGGGCGAGCUGGGUAAGGGGUACCCGGCCCUGCAGCUGCAGGCCAACCGAAGGACGGCGGAUCCCAUCUGCAGAAGACCCAGCUCCAGCGUCUAUGGAUGCCCUCCAGGAACAGUACAGUCAGCUUUGUUCAGAAAAUGUACGGAAAACUAAUCCUUAUAUACUGCACAUACUCCAAAAAGUGGAUGAAGAAAUUAAAAAGGGACCAGAAGGAGGAAUCACAUUAAAUGUUGCUGGUAACAAUCACUUAGUCCCAGUACAAAAAGUAACAGGUGAAGAUUUUUGGCUUCUUACCAAAGUUUUAAAGAACCAUUCACGUAUCCAUGGUCUGGAUGUGAGGUAUAACAGCAUAAGUGAUGUUGGUGCCUACUACGCUUCGAAACUGCUUCAGAAACAGCCAAAUAUCACUUACUUAAACCUUAUGUUUAAUGAUAUUGGACCUGAAGGUGGAGAAUUGAUUGCUAAAGCACUGCAUAAAAACAAAACUCUCAAAUACUUGAGAAUGACUGGAAAUAAGAUUGAAAAUGCAGGCGGCAUGGUUUUUGCUGCAAUGCUGCAGAUAAACUCAUCCCUGGAGAAACUGGAUCUGGGCGACUGUGACCUGGGACUGCAAAGUGUGAUAGCAUUUUCUACAGUACUGACUCAAAACCAAGCAAUCAAGGGGAUAAACCUGAACCGACCUAUACUGUAUGGAGAACAGGAAGAGUCUACAGUUCACAUGGGCCACAUGUUGAAAGAAAAUCACACCCUUGUUGAACUGCAUAUGUGUAAACAUGGCAUAAAAAAUUUUGGUAUGCAACAGCUGUGCAACGCGCUGUUUCUGAACAGCAGCCUACGCUACCUCGAUGUCAGCUGCAAUAAAAUAACUCGUGAUGGAAUGGUGUAUUUGGCUGAUGUACUGAAAAGCAAUACUACCCUGGAAGUAAUAGAUCUUUCUUUUAACAGAAUAGAAAAUGCAGGCGCAAAGUACCUCAGUGAAACUCUAACUUCCCACAACAGGAGUCUUAAAGCAUUGUCUGUAGUCAGCAACAAGAUAGAAGGAGAAGGGCUUGUUGCUCUUUCACAGUCAAUGAAAACAAACCUCCUGUUAUCUAAUAUCUACAUUUGGGGGAACAAAUUUGACGAUGCUACAUGUGUGGCAUAUUCAGAUUUGAUGAAGAGUGGCCGGCUAAAGCCAGAUAACACUGAUGUGGAACCAUAUGUGGUGGAUGGACAUGUCUACCUUGCAGAAGUCUCCAAUGGCCUUAAAAGGCAUUAUUACUGGACGCCAACUUACGGAGAGGCUUAUGACCACGCAUCUACUGCAGGCUUUGCUCUUGUUCCAGUCGGCCAACAUCUAUAAGAAACAAGCUCCAAUAGUUUUCACACAUUUGUCUCAUCAUUUUUAGAGACUAAUAUUUUAUAGUCUAUUUUUUUUUCCUUUAUAAAUUAGAACAAGUUUUUUUUUUAAAUCAAAUUUGUUAAAACUUUGUGUACUUGCCCCUUGUUGAGAAAAAAAUGAUUCUUAAUAUAGACUACACUGUCAACCCUGAAGAAACCAUGGGACCACUCUAAUUCUUUCUAUAAUGAAAAACAAGUAACAAACACAAAAACCACAGACAGUGGAGUAAUAAGCAAAGGUCACAACAGACAUCUUAACCAAAUGGUAUAGUAGAAAGGAUGCAGCUGGGAAAUUUCCCGAGGAUUUCAGAUUUCCAAGUUUAAAGUUCAAAAGUAUUCCACAUAAGACUUUUACGCAUUGCAGACAGGUGUUAGUACCAAUAGCACAAAAAAAUAAAAAGUUUUCUUGCAUA
Peromyscus eremicus (cactus mouse) is the source of this 1933-nucleotide messenger RNA. RefSeq names its product leucine rich repeat containing 34 (gene Lrrc34). Lineage: Eukaryota; Metazoa; Chordata; Mammalia; Rodentia; Cricetidae. The transcript has 11 exons. The record is from RefSeq and is a predicted model, not a curated record. Gene Ontology annotation, molecular function: protein binding. Bases 235 to 1482 code for a protein of 415 amino acids.